This is a messenger RNA of Chanos chanos (milkfish), 1623 nucleotides long. It is a transcript of the gene b4galt4, whose product is annotated as UDP-Gal:betaGlcNAc beta 1,4- galactosyltransferase, polypeptide 4. The transcript is spliced from 6 exons. The record is from RefSeq and is a predicted model, not a curated record. Gene Ontology annotation, molecular function: galactosyltransferase activity. Lineage: Eukaryota; Metazoa; Chordata; Actinopteri; Gonorynchiformes; Chanidae. Gene Ontology annotation, cellular component: Golgi apparatus. The coding region runs from base 188 to 1273 and encodes 361 amino acids. Gene Ontology annotation, biological process: carbohydrate metabolic process.
UCCUUCCCAAAAGGGAAACUAUGACAGGCCCAGUGACUGGCUGAGCGAACCUUUUUUUUAUGCGUUUGGGAGUGACUGAUUAACCAGUUGUGGUGGCCUUAUAUCACUCUGUCUUUGAUUUGCCGCCUCGGGACUCUAUGCUGCAUUUUUAUUGUCCAUUUGUUAGACUUGCAACCGAAGCCCAGCUAUGGUUUACUUCCCCUCCCUGACCAAGUGCACCCGAAAGGGCAGGUGCCUGGUGCUGCUGCUGCUGUCUCUCUGUGUGCUGGUCUGGAUCUCCACGUUUGCCAGUGACACACUCAGAUCUGCCCAGGUGGCUCCCAAUCUGUCUCAGGUGUUAAGAAAUGAGCUGUUCUUGAAAAUCAAAUCGACAACCCCGUGGGGAGCUGAACCGGAACCAGAGCUGGUAUCAGAACCAGUGACGUCUGAGGACGACGUCCGUGACCCGAAAGAAAACUGCCCCGAGAAGUCCCCACUGCUCAUUGGAGCGCAGAAACUCACGUUUGAGCCCAAACUGACUCUGAAAGAGGUGGAGAAGGACAAUGAGGUGGUGGCGGAGGGUCAUUACGAGCCUUCUGACUGCAUCGCCCGGCAGAGCGUAGCCAUACUCAUCCCUCACAGAAACAGAGAAAGACACCUCCUCUACCUCCUACAUCACCUCCACCCGUUCCUGCAGAGACAGCAGCUCCACUACGGCAUCUAUGUCAUCCACCAGGCUGGUGAAGUCACGUUUAACCGGGCGAAAUUAUUGAACGUGGGCUACCUGGAGGCCCUGAAGGACUAUACCUGGGACUGCUUCAUCCUGCAUGAUGUGGAUUUGGUCCCAGAAAAUGAUCAUAACCUCUACAUGUGUGACACACAGCCCAAACAUUUAGUAGUGGGCAGGAACUCCACGGGGUACAGGCUACGAUACAAUGGGUACUUUGGGGGAGUGACGGCCAUGACGAGGGAUCAGUUUUCCAGAGUUAACGGAUUCUCCAACACAUACUGGGGCUGGGGAGGGGAAGAUGACGACCUCCGCACCCGGGUCACGCUUCAGAACAUGAAGGUGGUGCGGCCCCCCAAAGAGGUGGCGCGUUAUACCAUGAUAUUCCACCACAGAGACAGUGGGAACGAGGUCAACAAAGACAGGGGCCGUCUGCUCACGCGCACCUCCAGGGUGUGGAGGACGGACGGACUGAACUCCUGCACGUACAAAACCAUCGCGCUGGAACGCCAGCCCCUGUAUGUCAACGUGACCGUGGACAUCGGCGUUCCCGGCGCAGCCCCCUGACGGCGGGCACAACGGAGCCCACAGCCCUCCUCCCGUGAACGCUGGACUGACGGACAAACGGACACGUGCGCCUCGUGCUUUGCCGGAGGCCUGAUACGACUCCACAAGUGACCCUGUUGAUCCUGUAUAUCAUGGCAUAUCUUAGAGUGCUGAUCUAGGAUCAGUUUUUGACAAUACUAAUAAGCACAGCUGUAUGGAUGGAGAUGAGUUGGUCCGAGACAUUUUGCUCUGACUGAGAGAUGUGUCAUUCGUAAAGGCCCUGGUGGACUUGUCUUAGGUUAGGCCCAGUAGACCUAGAACAGAAGCGGUGAUCUGGGAACAGGUGCAGUGAGAGUGCCAGGUGUGUAGGU